CCACUGGAUAUGAAUUGAAUUGCCUGAGGACGCUGCGUGUCCGCGCAUCACUUCCCUCCAGAGAACCUUUUAUUUCCCAGCUGCCUCAGGGAGUCUUUUCUUUCAGUGGUGCGAUUAAAUUCCCAUCAUGAAUCCGCCCUGUGGAAGAUGCAAUAAACCAGUUUACCCAACAGAGAAAAUCAACUGCCUUGACAAGUACUGGCACAAAGGCUGUUUCAGCUGUGAGGUGUGCAAGAUGGCCCUGAGCAUGAACAACUAUAAGGGAUUCGAGAAGAAGCCUUACUGCACUAUGCAUUAUCCCAAAACCUCCUUCACUAUAGUGGCCGACACCCCCGAGAACCUGCGUCUGAAACAACAGAGCCUGCUCAACAGCCAGGCUCUGUACAAGGAGGACUUUGAGAAGAGCAAGGGGAAAGGUUUCAGCGUGGUGGUGGACACUCCGGAGAUGCAGAGGUUGAAGAAGACACAAGACCAGAUCAGUAACAUAAAGUACCAUGAAGACUUUGAGAAGAGCAAAGUUCGAAGUGACGCACCCCCUCCUGAGAACAGACAAGACGAGGGUCAACCAUCCAACCCUGAAAGAUUCAUGCAGCCAGCAGUGCCCCCUGCUGCUGUAGCACCACCUUCUGGCGGGAAGCGUUACCAGGCCCUGUACAGCUACACAGCAGCAGAAGCAGAUGAGGUCUCUCUCCUGGAGGGAGACGUGGUCUCCGACGUGGAGCAGAUAGACGAGGGCUGGAUGUUCGGGUGCAACCAGCGCACGGGGCAGCGAGGACUCCUCCCCGCCAACUACGUCCGACCCGUGUGAGACUCAGAGAUCCGGAGAUCAGACCUCUUCUCCAAAAAUCACCUUUUACAAAUUAAUUUUAAAAGAUUGGCCCGUUUCUGCUUUGCCUUUUUUCUGCAAAUACGUUAUUGGUUCUCAGAUGAAAUUUCACUUUAGAGAAACAAUGAACAGAUGAAGUGAAAAUGUCUUUGUGAUAGAAAACUACAAAAGAGGAAGUAGGAGCGGAACAAAGGUACAAAUUUGCAUUAAUAAUACAAAUUUUAAAAAAAAGAUCAGUUUAUUAUACUUCCCAGAUGUUGAAUUUCUCUCUCAGGUAAUAUUUACCUAUUUUUAUUUCCAUGUCCUUCAACAGUGAAGUGCAGCUUCAGCUUUGCACAAACAAAACAGAUAAAGUCAAAUUAUUAAAUCAGUGAAACAUCCUGUUCAUCUGCUUUUAAAUGCCUGAAAACAGAAACUCAUUUACUGUACGAUUGAAUCAUUUGAAGCUGAUUUGAUUUAAUAAAAAGUGGAAUAUUUAAA
Molecule: messenger RNA, 1306 nt
Organism: Pleuronectes platessa (European plaice)
Lineage: Eukaryota; Metazoa; Chordata; Actinopteri; Pleuronectiformes; Pleuronectidae
Product: LIM and SH3 domain protein 1
Exons: 7
Coding region: 128-808 (226 amino acids)
Cellular component (GO): focal adhesion
Molecular function (GO): actin filament binding
Source: RefSeq, a predicted model, not a curated record